This is a messenger RNA of Perkinsus marinus ATCC 50983, 912 nucleotides long. RefSeq lists its product as hypothetical. The coding region runs from base 1 to 912 and encodes 303 amino acids. The record is from RefSeq and is a predicted model, not a curated record. NCBI's taxonomy places the organism in Eukaryota, Perkinsozoa, Perkinsida, Perkinsidae. The transcript has 2 exons.
AUGUUAAAGUUCACUACAGCCCUUCUCCUGGGCAUUGUCAGUGCCAAGAUCUACCCUUUACGUAUCCUUUACGGUGAGGGUGAUCACCGAACGUAUUUCUUCAUACCAACUAACGAGGAAUAUGAGAUAGUUCAUCGUCAAACCGGCCUUUACUCCUUUGAAACACUGAGGCAUUCCAAGGUGAGAGCUCGGCCCAUCGGCUUACAUUGGGCCUUGGUUACUGAACCCCAAGCUGAGAAGGUUGCAGUUGGUGCGACCAUCCUUGCCUUGGACAAGCAUGGGCUGACGGAACAGUUCACAGUUGAUAUUGGUAGAGACGACAAGAGGUGCUUUGAGAACCUAGAGUUCGUCACAGAAGAGAGAGGAGGGACACAGAUGGUCACUAGUGAGAUGAGAUUCAAAUUGAAUGAAAUGCAAGCAGAUCUACAGCGACUUUGUACAACCAAUGGAUUAAGAACCCUCACGUCUGAAGAGUACUUUAAUUACAGCAAACUGCUACCUGGCAAGUACGUGGGAGAAAUGAAAGAUGAGAUCAAGGAGGAAGUGAAACUGGGGGAAAAUGGGGACCUCGAGUCGCUGAUUGGGGUGACUAGAGUGGAUAAGAACUUUUCUGGCAGCAAGCGUAUUCAAGCUGGUGGUUUCCUCAUAUCCCAAAUUCGUUUCCACAAUACAAGUACAACAGAAUGGAACGAUCUCUAUUUGAUUCUCACACGAGCACCAGGCAAACUCGGGCCGUUGAGGCAGUCUAAAGAAAGUCUAUUGAGAGCAUUCAUACGACAAGGGGGUGAGUCUUUCGGAAAGGAUAAUAUCCAUUCUUGGUAUAUGGCGUUGAUCUUUAGUGACAAGUGGAACAUGUCCAAGCAGGAGAAGAUCGCCGCAACGGCCGCCUGUAAAGAGGAAGUGAAUCACUAA